CAUUGAUGAAUGUUAAUGCUAUCGGAAGAACAUGGAAUAACCAGCAAAUUGCAGAAGAGUGCAAAAAAUGCUCAAGAAAUCUAAGAAAUGAAACAGACAGUUAUUUGAGAUUUGAAGAAAAGCUGUAUAAAUGUAGGGAACAUGGAAAACCCCACAGUGAUUUACAGUCCUUUCAGAAGCAUGAAAGGAGAAAGACCGGACAGAAACCCUAUCAAUAUGAGCAAUAUGGGAAAGCCUACACUGAUCUCAGUGAACGAACUCACCCUGGGGAGAAAAACUUUGUAGGUAAGGAAAGUGUGAAAGCCUCCAGCAUACCCAGUGGUGUUCAAAUCCGUGAAAGAAAUCACAGUGUGGGGAGUCCAUAUGUAUAUGAACAAUGUGAGAAAAUGUUUAUUUCUGCAUACCAAAUUCAAGUUCAUGAAAGAAGACAUGCUGGAGAGAAGCCCUGUGUAUCUAAAGAAUGUGUAAAAACAUUAGCUCAUAGUAAUUCCUUUCACAAACAGAAAAUAAUUCACAGUGGGAAGAAACCCUAUGUAUGUGAACAAUGUGGGAAAUAUUUCAUCCAAAAAUGUCACUUUCAAGUACAUGAAAGAAGUCACACUGGGGAGAAACCCUAUGUAUGUACACAGUGUGGGAAGGGAUUUGCUAAUACAUCCUCAUAUCAUAGACAUAGAAGAUCCCACACUGGGGAGAAACCUUUUGUAUGUAAACAGUGUGGAAAAGCAUUCGGCCAAAAAAGUCACUGUGAUCGUCACGAAAGAACUCACACUGGGGAGAAACCCUAUGUAUGUAAGCAAUGUGGGAAAUCUUUCAGCACACACAGUCAAUGUCAAAGUCAUGAAAGAACUCACACUGGGGAGAAACCCUAUGUAUGCAAGCAGUGUGGGAAAGUUUUCAGUGAAAAAAAUAAUUGUCAAAGACAUGAAAGGAUUCAUAGUGGGAAGAAGCCCUAUGUAUGUAAGCAGUGUGGGAAAGCAUUCACUACAUACCGUGACUGUCAAAUCCAUGAAAGAAGUCACACUGGGGAGAAACCAUAUGUGUGCAAGCAGUGUGGGAAAGCGUUCAGUACACAGAGGUAUUAUAAAAUACACGAUAGAACUCACACUGGGGAGAAGCCCUAUGUAUGUAAGCAAUGUGGGAAGUCUUUCAGCCAGAAGUGUAACUUUCGAGCGCAUAAGAGAAUCCAUACUGGGGAGAAACCCUAUGAAUGUCAGCAGUGUGGAAAAGGAUUUGCUGAUAAGUCUUCACUUCGUAUACAUAGAAGAUCCCACACUGGGGAGAAGCCCUAUGAAUGUCAGCUAUGUGGAAAAGGAUUUGCUCAUCACUCUUCCUUUUAUAGACAUAGAAGAUACCAUAUGGGUGAGAAGCCAUAUGUGUGUGAGCAGUGUGGGAAAUCCUUCAGCCAGAACAGUCACUUUCAGUCACAUGAAAGAACUCACACUGGAGAGAAACCCUAUGUGUGUAAGCAAUGUGGGAAAUCUUUCAGCCGAAAGAUUAAUUGUCAACUACAUGAAAGGGUUCACAGUGGGAAGAAGGCCUAUGUACGAAAGCAGUGAGGGGAAGCAGUCACUGUGUACUGUUACCAUUAAAUACAUGAAAGAAAAA
Molecule: messenger RNA, 1605 nt
Organism: Chinchilla lanigera (long-tailed chinchilla)
Lineage: Eukaryota; Metazoa; Chordata; Mammalia; Rodentia; Chinchillidae
Product: zinc finger protein OZF-like
Exons: 3
Coding region: 6-1556 (516 amino acids)
Biological process (GO): regulation of transcription by RNA polymerase II
Molecular function (GO): RNA polymerase II cis-regulatory region sequence-specific DNA binding; DNA-binding transcription factor activity, RNA polymerase II-specific
Source: RefSeq, a predicted model, not a curated record